GCUGGAGACAACCUUAACGCACUGCUAAAAGAGCUCGACGACUACGUUGUAUGCUGAUCGAUUCGUCUCCGAUCUCCUCCUUCGACCGCCGCCACCUUCGUCUCCGAGACUCCGACGAUGUCCUCCGCCGCCGAUGAGGAUGCGUUGUCGUCUGACAAGGGGAAGAAGAGGGAGGAGGACGGCACUGACGGGAGGAGCCAACGUCAGGAGGGUGUCGAGGUGGCCGACGGGAAAGUGGAUCUAGGAGACCUGUACGGCGCGGCGGCGGGGUGGGUAGAGGCGCGGACCAGCUGCCCGCACAUCGGCACCAUGCCACCCGCUGGUGCUGACGACCUCGCGCGCGUGCCUUCGCCCGACUCUCCGUGCUCCAGAUGUAAUCACCCUGCUGAAAACUGGUUAUGCUUCAUAUGCAAAGAUGUGCUUUGCAGCCGUUUUAUCAACAAACAUAUGUUGUGCCAUCAUCAAGAAACUGGUCACUGUCUUGCUUUGAGCUUCAGUGAUCUGUCAGUUUGGUGUUUCUCAUGUGAUUCAUACCUAGAUGUUCAAGCCAUUUUAGAAUUGCGCCCAGUGUAUGAAGUUGCACAUUUGUUGAAGUUUGGACAACGUCCACCAUUUCGAUCACUUGAUGUACAGGAUUCUGGCACUGGUGAAAGUGGAAGUGUGUCAAGGGCUUAGUUAUAUGUAUUCCAGUAAUGAGUUUCUUUUCAUGAUACUUCAAUCAGAUUCAGACAGACAGUUGUCUACUAUCCUGGCAUUUCUUAAGCUGCAGUGCAAUAUAAUUCAUUUGAGAAGCCUUGUUUUUU
Molecule: messenger RNA, 803 nt
Organism: Zea mays
Lineage: Eukaryota; Viridiplantae; Streptophyta; Magnoliopsida; Poales; Poaceae
Product: histone deacetylase 6
Exons: 4
Coding region: 118-675 (185 amino acids)
Molecular function (GO): zinc ion binding
Source: RefSeq, marked provisional